Thyridium curvatum is the source of this 1044-nucleotide messenger RNA. RefSeq lists its product as uncharacterized. The record is from RefSeq and is a predicted model, not a curated record. The coding region runs from base 1 to 1044 and encodes 347 amino acids. NCBI's taxonomy places the organism in Eukaryota, Fungi, Ascomycota, Sordariomycetes, Thyridiales, Thyridiaceae. The transcript has 2 exons. Gene Ontology annotation, cellular component: cytoplasm. Gene Ontology annotation, molecular function: glutathione transferase activity.
AUGUCUGUUCCUGUAAGACCGGCGGCCACUAUCGGUGACGGCCCAGCACGAUCAUGGAAUGGAAAAGUCGCACCGGGCAGCCAACAUCCGCCAGAGAAAGACCGCUACCGGAUGUACAUUGGCUUGUUCUGCCCCUUUGCCCACCGCGCGAAUCUUGUCCGACACCUGAAAGGACUGACGGACAUCAUUCCCAUCACCGUGGUCAGGCCGUUUCCCAAAGGCGACGACUCUGGCUGGCCGGGGUGGCAGUUCCCGGCCAACGAUUCGGAGUAUCCCGGCGCGACUGCAGAUCCUUUGUUCAAUGCCAAGUAUCUCCAUGAGAUCUACUUCAAGGAUGACCCGGAGUACAAGGGCCGCUACUCGGUCCCUGUGCUGUGGGACACAAAGACGAGCAGCAUUGUGAACAAUGAAUCGGCAGAGCUCAUGCGCGACCUGCAGACGUCGUUCAACUCGAUCUUGCCGGAGGACAAGGCCAAGCUCGACCUCUACCCGGAGCACCACCAAGCCGCCAUCGACGAGAUCACGGCCUGGAUGCAGCGCGACCUCAACUCGGGCGUGUACAAGCCCGGCUUCGCCCGGACGCAGGAGGCGUACGACCAGCACCUGCCGGCCGUCUUCGCCGCGCUCAACAAGCUCGAGAAGAUCAUCGCGUCCAACGGCGGGCCGUACAUCCUCGGCCGCGACCUGACGGAGCUCGACGUGCGCGCCUACGCGACGGCCGUGCGCUUCGACAGCAUCUACGCCUACGCCUUCAAGUGCAACCUCGGCACGAUCCGGCACGACUACCCGCAGAUCAACAACUGGCUCAAGAACCUGUACUGGAACGUGCCCGGCUUCCGCGAGUCGACCGACUUCACGCACAUCAAGGACAACUACAUCAAGUCGCACACGUAUAUGCACCCCUUUGGCAUCGUGCCGAUGGGGCCGUAUGUGCUGGUGGAGGAAGGGUACGAGCCGGACUUGAGCAAGCUGCGGGUCGGGGAGAUCAAGAUGCCCAAGGUUCUGGAGCUUGAGAAGCAGCUCGGGCCUGCAUCGAAGCUGUGA